GGUCAAGUCUGAUUUUGAUUAUUAUAACAAAAAUCGCGAAAGUUUAACAAAAAAUCGUCCCAGAUGCUCAAGAUAUUCGUGGUCGCCGCUGCUUUUUGUGGUGUUUUGACAAGCAUCCGACAGGUAAAUGCUGGUACUAAGGAAACGGAUGGUGCUAUCUGUUCUGGCGUACAUCCACUAUCUAGAGUUGAUUGUGGUUAUCAUGGAAUUGGAGCGAAGGAAUGUGAAAGUAAAGGCUGUUGUUGGGAUGACAGUAUCCGAAAUGUAAUGAUGUGCUUUUACCCUGCAGAUCCUGCCUGCCCUAGCGUGCAUCCGCUAACUAGAGUUGAUUGUGGCUAUCCUGGAAUUAAAGCACAGGAAUGUGCCAGUAAAGGUUGCUGCUGGGAUGACAGUAUCAAAGAUGUACUAUCGUGUUUCUACCCUACAGGUCCCGGCUGCUCUACCGUGCAUCCGCUUUCUAGAGAAAUUUGUGGUCAUUCUGGAAUUAGAGCAGACGAAUGUGCGAAGAAAGGCUGUUGUUGGGAUGACAGAAUCAAUGGUGUGAACUUGUGCUUCCAUCCUCCAGGGAAAUAGAGGAAAAGAUCCUGGUACGACUCACUAAAGGAUUAUUUUUUUAGUUAACCAAAGAAGUACUUUCUUGAUACUAAAACGUGUAUUUCAUUUCAUGUGAUGUCAGUUAUGUAAAACUUUAUUCUGUCCUAAUUAGU
Molecule: messenger RNA, 707 nt
Organism: Dendronephthya gigantea
Lineage: Eukaryota; Metazoa; Cnidaria; Anthozoa; Malacalcyonacea; Nephtheidae
Product: integumentary mucin C.1-like
Exons: 5
Coding region: 64-573 (169 amino acids)
Source: RefSeq, a predicted model, not a curated record